AUGCUGGGGCCACUGCUGCUGCUCGUCUCCUGCGGGGGGGCCGCGCUCAGCGCCACCGACCCCCGAGCCCCUCUGAGCUCAGGGCUCACCCUGCUCCCCCAUAACAACCACCCAAUGAGGUCCACGCAGGAGCCCACCUUCCGGCUGCCCCCAAACCCAUGCCUGGACGACUCCCGUUUUGCACAGCCUGACCCCCAGAGGCCGACGGACUCCCCACACACAGCUCCAGGCAGGGGCUGGUGCUCCACGUGGGGGGCCGGCCACUUCUCCACCUUCGACGGCCACGUGUACGACUUCGAGGGAACCUGCAACUACGUCUUCACGGCCACCUGCAAGGACGCCUCCCCCACCUUCAGCGUCCAGCUGCGGCGAGGGCCCAGGGGCAGCAUCUCCAGGGUCAUUGUGGAGCUGGGGGCCUCUGUGAUCACCGCACAGAAGGGGGUCAUCUCCAUCAAAGACGUGGGGGCGGUGAGCCUGCCCUACACCAGCAGCGGGCUGCAGAUCACACCCUUUGGCCAGAGCGUGCGGCUGGUGGCCAGACAGCUGGAGCUGGAGCUGGUGGUCAUGUGGGGACCGGGGACCCACCUCAUGGUCCUGGUGGAGGAGAAGCACAUGGGCAGGGUGUGCGGACUCUGCGGGAACUUCGACGGCAAGAAGACCAACGAAUUUCUGAGCGAGGAUGGCAAACUCCUGGAACCCCACAAGUACGCCGCCCUCCAGAAGUUGGAUGACCCCAAUGAGAUCUGCGCCUAUGAAGCCAUCCCCAGCCCCCAGGUCCUGCAGGCAGAGCAUGCCCAGACCUGCGCCCGGCUGCUGACCCUGGUGUCCUCCAAGUGCACGGUGCCCAAGGAGCAUUUCCUGCGGAGCUGCCAGGCGGACAUGGCUGCGUGUGCCCAGCCGGGCCAGCAGAACUGCAGCUGUGCCACGCUGUCUGAGUACUCGCGCCAGUGCAGCAUGGCCGGCCAGCCCGUCAGCCACUGGCGCGGCCCCAGCCUCUGCUCCCUGGGCCAGUGCCCAGCCAACCAGGUGUACCAGGAGUGUGGCGAGGCCUGCGUCAAGACCUGCUCGAACCCACAGCACAGCUGCUCCAGCUUUUGCACCUUCGGCUGCUUCUGCCCAGAAGGUAUGGUUCUUGACGACAUCUCCAAAAACCUCACCUGCGUGCCUGUCGCCCAGUGCCCCUGCACACUUGGCGGGGUGGCCUACGCUCCCGGGGAGGUCACAGCAGACGCCUGCCGCACCUGUCGGUGCACCAUGGGACACUGGGAGUGUGAGGAGCGUCCCUGCCCCCGGCGCUGUGCCCUGGAAGGCGGCUCCUUUGUCACCACGUUCGAUGCCAGGCCCUACCGCUUCCAUGGCACCUGCACCUACGUCCUCCUCCAGAGCCCCCAGCUCCCUGACGGGGGCUCCGUCAUGGCCGUAUACGACAAGUCUGGGUACUCGCACUCGGAGACCUCCCUGGUCGCAGUCAUCUACAUGUCCAGCCAGGACAAAAUCGUGAUCUCUCAGGACGAGGUGAUCACCAACAACGGAGACGUCAAGUGGCUGCCAUACAAGACCGGCAACAUCACGGUCUUCAGGCAGACGUCCACCCACCUCCAGAUGGCCACCAGCUUUGGGCUGGAGCUCGUGAUCCAGCUCCAGCCUGUGUUCCAGGUGUACGUCACCGUCGGGCCCCAGUUCAGAGGCCAGACCAGAGGGCUCUGCGGAAACUUCAAUGGGGACACGACUGAUGACUUCACAACCAGUAUGGGCAUCGCCGAGGGCACUGCCUCGCUCUUUGUGGACUCCUGGCGGGCGGGGAACUGUCCGACCGCACUGGAGCGUGAGACCGACCCCUGCUCCAUGAGCCAGCUCAACAAGGUGUGCGCGGAGACCCACUGCUCGGUGCUGGUGAAGAAAGGCACGGUGUUCGAGAAGUGCCACGCCGUGGUGAACCCCAAGCCCUUCUACAAGAGGUGCGUGUACCAGGCCUGCAACUACGAGGAGACCUUCCCGUACAUCUGCGCUGCCCUAGGGGACUACGCCCACACGUGCGCCUCGCGGGGCAUCCUGCUCUGGGGCUGGAGGAGCAGUGUGGACAACUGCACCAUUCCCUGCACGGGCAACCGGACGUUUAGCUACGACAGCCGGGCCUGCGACCACACGUGCUUCUCACUGUCCGACCGCACAGCCGAGUGCCACCCCAGCGCCGUCCCCGUGGACGGCUGCAACUGCCCUGAGGGCACCUACCUGAACCACAAGAGCGAGUGUGUGCGCAAGACCCAGUGCCCCUGCCUCCUGGACAACCACAAGUUCAUCCUGGCAGACCAGUCCGCCGUGGUCAAUGGCGUCAUCUGCUACUGCGUCAACGGGCGGCUGAGCUGCCGGGGGCAGCCGCAGAUGCUUCUGGCAUCCUGCUCAGCCCCCAAGACUUUCCAGUCCUGCAGCCAGUCCUCAGAGAACAAGUUUGGGGCGGCCUGUGCCCCCACGUGCCAGAUGCUGGCCACCGGCACUGCCUGCGUGCCCACCAAGUGCGAGCCUGGCUGCGUCUGUGCCGAGGGGCUCUACGAGAACGCCAGCGGGCAGUGCGUGCCCCCCGAGGAGUGCCCAUGCGAGUUUGCAGGGGUCUCCUACCCCCGGGGCGCCGAGCUCCACACCAGCUGUGAGACCUGCACCUGCUCGAGGGGGAAGUGGACGUGCCAGCAGAGCGCCCACUGCACAUCCACCUGCACCCUCUAUGGGGAGGGCCACGUGGUCACCUUCGACGGGCAGCGGUUUGUGUUUGACGGCAAUUGCGAAUACAUUCUGGUCACGGAUGGCUGCGGUGCCAACAACUCACAACCCACCUUCAAGAUCCUGACGGAGAACGUUGUGUGCGGGAAGUCGGGCGUCACCUGCUCGCGGGCCAUCAGGAUCUCCCUGGGGGACCUGUCCAUCACGCUGGCAGACAGGAACUACACGGUCAGCGGGGCGAACCCCGACGUGCGCUUCCGGGUGAAGGCCGGCUCCUUGCACCUGGUGCUGGACGUCACUGUCGGCAGCGCCUACAACCUGACCCUCAUCUGGAACAAGCACAUGACCGUCUUCAUCAAGAUGGCUCGUGCCUCCCAGGACGCCCUGUGCGGCUUGUGCGGCAACUACAACGGCAACAUGAAGGAUGACUUUGAGACACGCAGCAAGUACGUGGCGUCCGGCGAGCUGGAGUUUGUGAACUCGUGGAAGGAGAGCCCGCUGUGCGGGGACGCCGGCUUCGCGCUGGACCCCUGCAGCCGCAACACCUUCCGCCGGGCCUGGGCCGAGCGCAAGUGCGGCAUCAUCAACAGCCAGACCUUCGCCGCCUGCCACAGCCAGGUGGGUUCCUACCCCAGCCAGGUGGGUUUCCGCCCCAGCCAGGUGGGUUCCCGCCACAGCCAGGUGGGUUGCACCCCCACGGGGGUCUGUUCUUCCCCCACGCGAAUGGCCUCUCACACUAGGCAGGUGGAUUCUUGCCGCAGCAAGGAGAGUUCCCUCACCAGCGAGUUGGGCAUUUCCUACAGCCAGGUGUGUGCCCGCCACAGCUGUGUGAGCGCCCCCCCCAUCUACUGCGGCUUCUACAACACCCACACGCGGGUGGGUGACGGCCAGUUCCAGUACACCCAGGAGGCCAACUGCACGUGGCACUACCAGCCGUGCCUCUGCCCCCAGCAGCUGCAGAGCCUCCCAGACACCAACAUCGAAGGCUGCUACAACUGCACCCAGGAUGAGUACUUUGACCAGGACAAGGGGACAUGCGUGCCAUGCCGUAAGCUCAGUCCUCGGUCCCCACCCCCACCCGUAACGGCCCAUCUGCCCACAGGCUCGCCUCCCACAAAGACCACGCCCACCACGGCUACCCUCAGGACCACGGGGCUCAGCUCCACCGCGCCCUCGCCAGGCUCCCUACCCACACCUGCAACCCCCACCAUCGGCUUUACAGUCACCCAGAACCACCUCCGCGGUCACCACGCGGGCCACAUCAGCACCGGCCCCCACAGCCACUCCCAGGUCAACGGCCGUAGGACCCACAGUGACACAGGCUACGACACAGCCCACAGCACCCGCCCAAGGCACAGCCACGCAAUCCACAGCUCGGUCCACAGAGCACACCACGGCGUCACGGUCAACUGCAGCCACGUCAGAAACUUCCACAGGGCCCCCCAAAAGACGUCCGCCAGCACACCCGCCCCCUCCACGCUCUCCUCCCAGUCCACUACCUCACAGUUGACCCCUCUCACCACCCGAGUUCCUGUGCCCAGCCUUAUGUCAUCCACUGUGAGUGUGACAGCCAUUCCGAGUUUUCCGGUCACCAACCUCACCACCAGGCACCCCAGCACCACCGGAUUGCUGAGCACUGUUGUCCUGACCAGCCUCAUCACUGGGCAUGGAAGCGCCUCGUCCCCCACUGGGGGCAAUGCCGUCUCGUCUCUCAUCACAUCUCUCCCCAUCUCCCUCAGUUCUGGGCCCAGCAGAACACAGACACCUGUGCCCACAGAGGCCUGCAGUGUGAAGGAGCUUGAAGAGGAGGUGACGUACCAGGGGUGCACGGCCAACGUGACAGUGACCCGCUGCGAGGGUGUCUGCGCCUCCUCGGUCAGCUUCAACACGGACACCAACCAAGUGAACGCCCAGUGCAGCUGCUGCCACCCCCUCGGCUCCUACAAGAAGCAGCUGGAGCUGCCCUGCCCAGACCCGGGGGCGCCAGGCGGCCAGCUGGUGCUCACGCUGCAAGUGUUCACUGGCUGUGCGUGCAGCCCCUGGCGCUGUGGGGACUAGGGUGCAGCCCCAGAAAGGGACAAGGCGGCACGGCCCCGGGCAGCUCACCCAGGCAGGGUGACCCUGACCCAGCCCGACAGACUGCUGUGAACUGCUGGCCUUCCAGUCUUCGAGGGCAGCUGCCCGGCCCCGCCGGAAUGGGACCCUGGGGACAGCCU
Hipposideros armiger (great roundleaf bat) is the source of this 4931-nucleotide messenger RNA. It is a transcript of the gene MUC6, whose product is annotated as mucin 6, oligomeric mucus/gel-forming. Gene Ontology annotation, molecular function: protein binding. Lineage: Eukaryota; Metazoa; Chordata; Mammalia; Chiroptera; Hipposideridae. Gene Ontology annotation, cellular component: extracellular matrix. The record is from RefSeq and is a predicted model, not a curated record.